This is a messenger RNA of Branchiostoma floridae (Florida lancelet), 1862 nucleotides long. RefSeq names its product cytochrome P450 2U1-like. NCBI's taxonomy places the organism in Eukaryota, Metazoa, Chordata, Leptocardii, Amphioxiformes, Branchiostomatidae. Gene Ontology annotation, cellular component: cytoplasm; intracellular membrane-bounded organelle. Gene Ontology annotation, biological process: xenobiotic metabolic process. Gene Ontology annotation, molecular function: iron ion binding; oxidoreductase activity, acting on paired donors, with incorporation or reduction of molecular oxygen, reduced flavin or flavoprotein as one donor, and incorporation of one atom of oxygen; heme binding. The record is from RefSeq and is a predicted model, not a curated record. Bases 130 to 1641 code for a protein of 503 amino acids. The transcript is spliced from 7 exons.
AAACGCACGCCAAAUGUGUCCCCUUACCUGUUUUGUGAACGCUAGAAUGCACAUGAUAUCCAUUGAUUAUGUAAACAAAUACCCGUCCGGAUUUCGACCUUUCGGACGCUGACCUUUACAAAGCUCAAAAUGGCUGCCGCACAGUUGGUUACGUCUUUAGUUGGCGAGAACGUGAUCUUACAGACGGCUCUGGUCCUCUUACUGGUGUUCGUGGCGACGUCAUGGUUCUUCAGCACACCUAAGAACCUUCCACCCGGCCCAAGAGGAUGGCCUGUCGUCGGUAAUGUCUUCUCUCUCGCAAUGGGCCACCGCUUUCUGACGAUGACCGAAUGGGCAAAGAUGUACGGACCUGUCUACACAAUAAAGCUGGGGAGGGAAACAACGGUUAUACUCUCCGGAUAUGACGUCAUGCACGAGGCACUGGUGAAGAGAGGAGAAGAUUUUUCAACCAGACCAACGGAUCCCUUGACUAAGCUUCUCAACCCCCAGAGGCUAGGUAUCAUCGCCGCUCCUUUCGGAACUCCGUGGAAGGAACACCGGAAGUUCACUCUGAUGUCUCUGAGAGAGUUCGGCUUCGGGAAGAGGAGCAUGGAGGGAAAGAUCCUGGAGGAGUCAGUCGCUCUUCAGGCAGAGAUCAUAAAGAUGGGGAACAAACCGUUCGACAUUAGCCGUAUGGUCCAGAAUGCCGUCACUAACGUGAUCUGUUCUAUUGUGUUCGGAUCCAGGUUCGAAUAUAACGACGACAAGUUCACACGCUUGAUGGACGUUCUUGACCGAGCAUUUUCCUUAAACGUUUUUGGCCAAAUUGCCGUAUUUUUCCCAUUUUUGCGACGUGUUCCAGGAAUGGGAAAAGGCCCACAAGUUUUGAUAGACCUCGUAGGCACCAUCAGAGCCUACCUCCGAGAGGAGAUGGACUCCCACAAGAAGACGUUCGAUUCCAAUGACAUCCGGGACCUCAUCGACUCGUACGUCAGGGAAACCAAAUCUCGCGAGAACGACGAAGAGACCACGUUCACUGACGAGUACACAGAGAGGGUGCUCUUUGACUUGUUCAUCGCCGGGGCAGAAACCACCUCCACUACCCUGUAUUGGGCGUUUCUGUACAUGAUUCUCAACCCUGACAUCCAAACAAAGGUUCAAGAGGAGAUCCACUCCGUGCUCGGACACGACAAGCCGCCGUCUACCGCCCACCGUGCCCAGAUGCCAUACACUGAGGCCGUCCUGACCGAGGUGGCUCGCAUCGGCACCAUCCUGCCGACAGGCGUCACUCACGCCACAUCACGUGACACCAGUUUCCAUGGAUACGACAUUCCCGAAGGCACUUUGGUUCUGCCCAACCUGUGGUCCGUCCACCACGACCCAGAACAUUUCCCGAACCCCGGAAUGUUCGACCCUGGCCGCUUCUUGGACGCUCAGGGGCAGUACCAGAGGGACGACCACGUCAUGCCGUUUGGUAUUGGCCCACGCAUUUGCCUUGGGAAGCAGCUGGCAGAGAUGGAGCUCUUCGUGUUCUUCACGUCCCUGCUGCAGCACUUCACCUUCAAACUGCCAGAGGGCGCUGCCAAGCCUACCACCACAGGGAUGAACGGUCUCACCCAUUCGCCUAAGAAUUUUGACCUCGUCGCUGAGCCACUGGCUUAGUGUCGCUGUCUCAAAAUGUUAAAUACACAGUUUGAUAAAUAUACAUAAUUUUUCUUAUAUAACAAGCUAGCACGUCGCUGACAUGGGAAAUUCUAUCAAUAUGUACUAAUUGCUGCAAAUCAAAACGGCAAAAACACAAAGACUUUCACUUUGUUUAUCUCCAAGCAGAUCCUACGGUGCCUUAGAAAUAGUAUCAAAGCUGGCCAGGGACUUAGUAUAGC